This is a messenger RNA of Musa acuminata subsp. malaccensis (wild Malaysian banana), 3180 nucleotides long. Its product is annotated as mechanosensitive ion channel protein 6. Gene Ontology annotation, cellular component: plasma membrane. NCBI's taxonomy places the organism in Eukaryota, Viridiplantae, Streptophyta, Magnoliopsida, Zingiberales, Musaceae. Gene Ontology annotation, biological process: monoatomic anion transport; transmembrane transport. Gene Ontology annotation, molecular function: mechanosensitive monoatomic ion channel activity. The record is from RefSeq and is a predicted model, not a curated record.
ACAUCCCAAAUCUGUUCUGCUUGGUACACCUGUUGGUUCUCCUCUCUGCAAUAUAUGAACGAUGAGAGCCCCGUUAUGAUGUCCGUUUGUGCUUUCCCAAGUUGGGCUUCGCUUUCCAUACCCUACUCUGUUCUCCGUCCCUGCCGUUUUGACGCCCUCCAUGGAGUCUCUGAGGCGAUCCUUGAAGCCCCAUCAUGGAGGAUCCCACAAGUACACCUCCUCCCGCAACGAGCUGGAGGAGCAAUCCAUCCUCCUCCACAACAACGGCGCCGAACACGGCGGCGAGGUCGUCGUCAAGAUCGACGGCAAGAAUGGCGGCCUCUUCGACCAGCCCGCGCCCCUCCCCGAUCUCAACGGCACUAACAAUAGCAAGGUGUGGAGGGAGUCCAGCUAUGAGUUCUGGAAAGAAGCUGACGGAGACGGCCGACGAGGUGGAGGAGGAGGUGAUGGAGGAGGAGGGUUCAGCUUCAAGAAGCAGCAGCGCAAGAACACCGAGGCGGAGAUCGCUGACGACCCGCCGUCGCGGCUGAUCAGCACAUUCCUUCACAAGCAGCGGGCCUCCGGCGCCGAGCUGGCCCUCGACAUGGACGUGGAGAUGGAGGAGCUCAAGAAGCACUGCUCCUCCCCCGUCUCCGCCUCGGGCUCCAAGGAACUCCGCGUCUUUUUCCAGGCCUCCUCCGCCGAGUCUCAUCUCCGUCGAUCCUCCGAUGAUGAUGACGAUGACGAUGACGAUGAACGCGGUCUCCGCCGACGAAAGCCUUCUCCGAGCACAAGCGGUGGCCCUGACGGAGGCGGCGGCGAUGUGGUCCGAUGCACAUCGAACGGCUCCCUCCACCGCAACUCCACGCUCCUCCGCGCCAAGACGCGGUCGAGACUGAUGGACCCGGCACCGCCACCGCCACCGCCGUCGGUUUCGCCUGUGGCUGCCCGCAAUGACGAGGUCAAGAAGUCCGGGAGGAUCCCCAAGUCGGGCCAGAUUCGGUCGGGGCAGCUCAAGUCGCAGCAGCUGGACGAGGACGACGAAGACCCGUUCAUGGACGACGACAUCCCCGACCAGUUCAAGCGCACUGACUUCCGCUGGCUCACUGUCCUUCAAUGGUUGAGCCUCUUCCUCAUCCUAGCGGCUAUCGCCUGCAGCCUCGCCUUGUCUCCCCUUGAGCCCCUGACGUUAUUGGAUCUCCACCUCUGGAAGUGGUUCGUCCUCCUAUUUGUGCUCAUCUGUGGCCGCCUCGUCUCCGGCUGGGUCGUCCGGCUUGUCGUCUUUGGCGUCGAGCGCAACUUCCUUCUCCGCAAACGCGUGCUGUACUUCGUCUACGGCAUCCGCAAAGCCGUUCAGAACUGCCUCUGGCUCGGCCUCGUCCUCAUCUCGUGGCACUUGCUGUUCGACGAGAAGGUGAAGCGCGAGACGAGGAGCAACUUCCUGCCCUACGUCACCAAGAUUCUGUCCUGUCUUAUCGUGGCCACCCUGUUACGACUCGUCAAGACUCUUCUCGUCAAGGUCCUCGCCUCCUCCUUCCAUGUCAGCACCUACUUCGACCGCAUCCAGGAGUCGUUGUUCAAUCAGUACGUGAUCGAAACUCUCUCCGGACCACCGUUGGUCGAGAUCCAGAACGGCAUGGAAGAGGAGGAACGGGUGAUGGCCGAGGUGCGGAAGCUACAGAAUGCUGGUGCCAGAAUCACCAACGAACUCCGUGCGGCAGCACUGCCGAGCAAGAGCGGUAGGGUGAUCGGAAGCGGGCCUAUGCAGAAGAGCUCACAAAUUGGGAAAAAUGCCAAGAUUUCGGAUGCCAAGCAGCAGGAUGAAGGGAUCACGAUUGACGAGCUGCACAAGCUGAACCCAAAAAACAUAUCAGCUUGGAGGAUGAAGAAGUUGAUGAGGAUCGUGCGGAAUGGGACUCUGACGACGCUCGAUGAGCAGGUUCUGCAGGAGAGCGGGGAGGAUGAUUCGGUCAUGCAGAUACGCAGCGAGUAUGAGGCGAAGGCUGCAGCGAGAAAGAUCUUCGGUAAUGUCGCCAAGCCUGGUGCCAAGUAUAUCUAUUUGGUAGAUUUAAUGCGUUUCAUGAAGGAAGAUGAAGCUCUGAAGACAAUGAGCAUGUUUGAAGGAGCAAACGAGAGCAAUAGGGUCUGCAGGAAGUCUCUCAAGAACUGGGUGGUCAAUGCAUUUAGAGAACGUAGAGCUCUUUCUUUGACUCUCAAUGACACAAAAACUGCAGUAAAUAAACUUCAUCAGUUGGCAAAUGUUGUCAUGGGAAUUAUUGUAUUUGCCCUCUGGCUCCUUAUUCUGGGAAUUGCCACAACUCAUUUCUUUGUUCUGCUUGGCUCUCAGCUUCUGCUGGCAGCAUUUGUUUUUGGUAACACUUUGAAGAUGAUCUUUGAAGCUAUAAUAUUCUUAUUUGUGAUGCACCCCUUUGAUGUUGGUGAUCGCUGUGAAGUGGAAGGAGUCCAGAUGGUUGUCGAGGAGAUGAAUAUCCUGACAACAAUAUUCUUGAGGUACGACAACCAGAAGAUUACGUAUCCAAAUAGUGUGCUGGCUACCAAACCAAUUGGCAAUUUCUACCGGAGUCCAGAUAUGGGUGAAUCAAUCGACUUUUGUGUUCAUGUUGCAACUCCUGUGGAAAAGCUUGCUAUCAUGAGAGAAAGAAUAAUAGGGUUUAUGGAGAACAAGAAGGAACACUGGUACCCCAAUCCUUCGGUCGUUCUGAGAGAUGUAGAUGACAUGAACAGGUUAAGAAUAUCAAUCUGGAUGAGGCAUCGUAUUAACUUCCAAGAUAUGGGAGAAAAGUGGGCACGAAGAGAGCAUGUCGUGCAAGAGAUGAUCAAAGUUUUAAGAGAACUCGAUAUUGAGCAUCGCAUGCUUCCAAUCGAUGUGAAUCUCCGAAACAUGCCUGUGGUUGACUCCACACGUCUACCAUCUACCUGGACAACUUUCAAUUGCUAGGCAAGUUUAGGUUCUGUGCCUAAUUUCCUCUGUUUUUUCGGAUGAAACUGAAACAGCGAGAGCUGAGUAGCUUUUAGAUGGGUAAAUAUAUGUUCUAAUUUUGAGCUUUUCUCUCUUUAUCUUUCACUUUUGCUUUGUUUGCUUCUGUUUCAGUUAUGUAAAUGGCAUUCUGAAGAUCCUCACUGCCUUUAUUGUCUAAUUAGUUUCCACAGAUGCUAGUAAUACGCUCUGUAGACAUUUCA